Molecule: messenger RNA, 2958 nt
Organism: Eublepharis macularius
Lineage: Eukaryota; Metazoa; Chordata; Lepidosauria; Squamata; Eublepharidae
Product: ras guanine nucleotide exchange factor F-like
Exons: 8
Coding region: 166-1539 (457 amino acids)
Cellular component (GO): Golgi apparatus
Molecular function (GO): protein binding
Source: RefSeq, a predicted model, not a curated record
AAAGAGCGCGCACUCCGCUGCGGGGGCGCGCUUUCCUAAGACGAGUUCUAACAAGCAGGCGGUAACGGGAAAGAACAGCUGGCAGGGGGCCCUACACGAGAGGAGAUUGGUCUGUGAUAGUGUGGAGAAAUCUUGGCAUGGCUACCAUUUCCAGCUGACCCAGGGAUGAAAAGAAAAACAGCAGAGUAUUUGUGGAAGCCGGUACUACAGACCAAAGCUUCUCCAUGUGAUCGAUUUAAACAUGCCUGCUGCAUCUGCAGGGGUUUCAUUUAUGUUUAUGGUGGUCGGCACACCACCACCUUGAGUGACUUCUGGAGGUACAGGAUAGGCAGUGAGAAAUGGGAAAGGCUGGACAGUUCUGAAGAUGGCCCGGAAGAACUGGAAGAACAUACAAUGGUGGAGUAUCAGGGUAUCCUCUACAUAUUUGGAGGCAUGGUAGAUUCUGCUUUCACUCAGAAGAAGAAUCCUUUCUGGUUAUAUGACACUGAUUCAGCCAAGUGGCUUCAGCGCCAGCUCUCAGCAGUAGAGGGUGAGGGAACCACUCCUACUAACCGCAAGGGCCAUAGUGCAGUUGUCUACAGGGGCAGCAUGUACAUGUAUGGUGGAUACAUUGACAUUAAAGGUGUUUCCCAAGAAUUCUGGACUUUUUGUUUUGAUACAGAACAAUGGCUCCCUGUACCAGCUACUCUGGAUGGUGGCAGUCCAGGCCCGCGGCAUGGUCACGCAGCUGUGGUUUAUGGCAAUGGAAUGUACAUGUUUGGCGGGCUGAUGGGACUUAGUGAGCAAAAAGACUUCUGGAAGUGGGAUUUCAUAACUACCGACUGGUCUAGCAUCAGGAGGAGCCAGGGGCCUCCCAAAGUGGUGGGACACUCUGCUUUAAUCUUUCAAGACUCCAUGCUAGUCUUUGGAGGUGGAAUUUCUAAUACUAAACCAAAUGGCACACUGUGGAAAUAUCACUUUCCGUCUGAGAUGUGGAAAAAACUAGCUAGCCCAACAGAUCCAAAUCCUUCGUCCAAAGCUUAUCAUUGCCUCCUAGGACUUGGGUAUGGUUUCCAGGAGAGGGCUGAUUCUUCAUGUAUAUCACUCAGCUAUUGUUUGCAUCAGAAGGAAAAACGUUGUUCAAAGAUACUAGCCAUCUCGAAGCAACACUCCUGUUUCUGUGAGUACUUUCAGACAGAGCCUACCUACCAGGCAUUCAGCAACGAUGAUGGUAAUGAAAUAGAAAUGAGAACGUUUCACCAACUUCCAACAAAGCCAGGACUCUGUUCAUCCCAAACCACUUCCAAUGCAGAACUGAGUUCAAACGAGCCAGCAGGCUUGUUAUCCAAGAAAGAGCAAAUCCCAUACCUCAGUCUUUCCAGGGAACAACAGGAUCUUGCCUCCCUUGACCUUGCAGAGAAAGAGACAGGCUUCAGCUGUCUGAACCCUGACUCUGUGGAUAUCGGUGGGCUCUCUGCUGUGCUGUUUGUCAUUGGUGGCAAACCUUUUUCUAGUUCAUCUGCAAUCUCAUUUUGGCAAAUGGAGCUGGACAGAAUUUAAAUGGCGCAGACAUCAAGGAGAGAACUGUGCCUAGACUUAUUGAAAAUUAAGUCCAGGAGACAAUCAUUCAUACUGUUGAGUCACUUAUUACAAGAGCAAAAUGGCCAUCUGAGAGAAUGAUCAUCUUCACAAGCUGCCGAAGUGUUUCUCUCCAUUUAAACAAAAUACCUGGAAAUGACUGCUUGAAGGUGCUUUCCUAGAGUCUUUGCAUAAGCAGCAUUGUUUGCACACACACACACACACACACACCCAACUGAACUAUCUUGCGGACUGAACACAUUUUUUUGUGUGCAGGUUGUUGAUGCAGACCUAAUUUCUAUACUUAACAUAUAUAGUGCUUCACAAAUGUUAUCUGAGAAUCCUUACAACAACCCUGUAAGGAAUGGCAAUAUUAUUCCUAUGUAGCAGCAGGUAUGCCUGAUUUUAAAAAAAAGACAUAACUGUGCAAUAUACCCAGCCCUUGCCAUUAAUACAACCUAUAAUGCAAGCUUAUACAUUUUACCUUACAGCUGUAGGGACAGUUUGUGUGGUGGGGACUGCAGAAGGGCCUCACACUAUGAACAGCAACCAUUUGUGUCUGAUGCUAUACUGGCCUAGCCCAUCAAGCUAAGAGUCAGGAUUAGGAAUAAUAAUAGUAACACCACUCAGAGUGGCUUACAAAUUGUGUGGUUAUUAUUCUCAUGACAAUCACCCUGUGAGGUGGGUGGGGCUGAAAGAACUCCGAGAAGCUGUGACUGACCCAAGGUCACCCAGCCGAUUCUCCAGAUUAGAGUCCUGCCACUCUUAACCACUACACCAAACUGGCUUUCGGGGAAGCCAAAAGAGAGUCCCUGAGCAGAACCCAUACUCCAAGUGAGAACUGUGGAUGUGAAGCAGAAGAAUGCCAUUUUAAAAUAAAUUAAAAUAAUGACAUUCAAAUGUUCUGAAGGCAUCAUAAUCUAUGUUGAAUACCAAUUUCUAGGUUAAUCCAAUGUGAGCGCAGGACUCUGGUAUUUGGAUUCACAAUUAGUCAAGUCACAAAAUGGUAGGUCAGUGAGGACUGCCUUUGCUGAUCUCAUGGGUCUACAGUUAAAUGAAGCCACAACCUCCACUGACUUUGUAGGGCUGUGAGUGAAAUAUUUUAUUCUCCAGUCAGAGGUGGAAUAUAGUCCUUUGAAGUUACCUUUUCCUGAUCAAUGCCACUUAGCAAAGUAAUGUGCCGAGGGAUGAGAGAAGCCUGUCAUGAUGUUCUUCUCAAUGUCCACUCUGGUUCACAAAUAAAAACCUCAUAUGGGAAUUAUCAAUAUUUUGUGUAGCAUUUAUAUUUUUGUAAUUGGUUUUUAUGUAUUUAGACCUUACAGCCUUUAAAAUGUUAAUUCAUUAAAGAUGGUUAAAAUGUGUUGUUUCUUUUCAUAAAAAAAUAAAUGCUUGGUUUGAUGA